ACGCGCAGGCGCGGCCCCGCCGCCGCCUCGGGGCGCGCGUCACUUCCCGGUUGGGCCGGCGGCCCGCGGCGGAGCGCGGCCGUUCCCUCCCGACCCCCGGCCCGCCAUGGAGAAGCUGCGGCGGGUGCUGGCCGGACAGGACGAUGAGGAGCAGGGGCUGACGGCGCAGGUCCUUGAUGCCUCAACACUCAGCUUUGGUACUCGAGUCAGAUGGUUUGCCAUAUGCUUUGUUGCUGGCAUUGUGUGUUCUUUUCUUGGAACAGCAUUGCUAUGGCUCCCAAAGGGGAUCAAACUUUUUGCAGUGUUCUACACCCUGGGAAAUAUUGCUGCACUCGCCAGUACGUGUUUCCUGAUGGGGCCACUGAAGCAACUGAAAGCAAUGUUUGAUCCAAAACGAUUAAUAGCUACCAUUGUGAUGUUGCUUUGUCUAAUAUUGACUCUGUGUGCUGUAUUCUGGUGGAACAAAAAAGGUUUGGCGAUGUUAUUCUGCAUAUUGCAGUUCUUGGCAAUGACCUGGUAUAGUCUGUCUUAUAUUCCUUUUGCAAGGGAUGCUGUGAUUAAAUGCUUCUCAUCCUGUCUAGGGUAAAUUAAAACCAGGAACCACUGUCCUCUUUAAAAGGCAACUUUUUUCCACUGUAAAUUUUGCUCAAAAAACUCUACUUUUCCACUUCUGAAAUACCCAGUAGGAAUUUAGUACUUUCCUUGCCUUUUGCACUUGGGAGAUUAAAUAAUUUUUAUUAGAAACUGUUUUUAAAUAAAUUUGGAGAAUUGUUUGUGUUUACCCUGGAACUUCCAGGCUUUUUUUUAAACAAGAAAGUACAUUUAAAUACUUCAUGCAGAGUAGUCUUAACACUACUUUGUAUCCAGUAACAGUUUAUUCCCCAGUGGAGGCAAGUCACUAAGGUCUGGGUAGUAUGCAUAAAGAUUUCAUUUACAGUUCUGUCUAAAACUUGCAAUGUGCCAUUUAUGUUUGUAUAUUAUCCAUUGUAUGCUUUUCCAAAGACAGAGUUUUAUAAACAUUGUAAAGAUUUGGAAGGUUGUAAUUAACUGCUCCUUUGAAAUGUCUGUACAUGUGCCUUAUGGAAAAAACUUAAUGAGAAUGUGAAAGGUAUGUUUAAAACCUGUUGGAUUCUAUUAAAAAAGUUGUGUUUUAAAUUGUUUUCUUAAAAAUACUUUCAUACCUAAAUACUUUUUUACUAAAAGAACUUAUGGCUAAUGUAUAAAUGAGACUUGUGAAAUAAAUUCAUUUUAAAAGUG
Molecule: messenger RNA, 1257 nt
Organism: Oenanthe melanoleuca
Lineage: Eukaryota; Metazoa; Chordata; Aves; Passeriformes; Muscicapidae
Gene: SFT2D1
Product: SFT2 domain containing 1
Exons: 8
Coding region: 107-586 (159 amino acids)
Biological process (GO): vesicle-mediated transport
Cellular component (GO): membrane
Source: RefSeq, a predicted model, not a curated record